Molecule: messenger RNA, 1137 nt
Organism: Cyclopterus lumpus (lumpfish)
Lineage: Eukaryota; Metazoa; Chordata; Actinopteri; Perciformes; Cyclopteridae
Gene: tspan34a
Product: tetraspanin 34
Exons: 8
Coding region: 111-851 (246 amino acids)
Cellular component (GO): membrane
Source: RefSeq, a predicted model, not a curated record
CAUGUGAAAGCCUUGUCAAGCAGACACUCCUGAUUGAUCGGACCUCAGCGCACAGACAGACAGAGCUGCACAGUGUGGACAAAAAGAAGAACGAAAAAACAAACUCCAAGAUGUGUUGCUCCGGUUUUCUCAAAAUCAUGAUGUUCAUCUUCAAUGGUGGCAUCUUUUUGGCAGGUGCAGGCAUCCUGGGUGUGGGAGUGUGGGUGAAGGUGGACAGUGGUUCUCUGCUGGUUUUACUGGAUAAUGUGGAGGGCACGUCUGAGUUCUCCCAGUUGGUCAACGUCGCCUACGUGCUCAUCGGAGUGGGCGCCGUGCGGCUGGUCAUUGGCUUCCUGGGCUGCUGCGGAGCUGUCAGGGAGAGCAGGUGUAUGCUGCUGACGUUCUUCAGCAUUGUGCUGAUCAUCUUCCUCAUCGAGGUAGCGGGAGCUGUGGUGCUGCUCGUCUUCCAGGAUGUGGCUGAGCAGCUUCUUGACCAUGUGGAGGAUCAAGUUAAAACGAGCAUUAAAGACAACUAUGGAAGCAAUGAGAAGUUCACCAGUAUCUGGAACGCCACCAUGGAGGAGUUUAAGUGCUGCGGAUACAAGAACUACACAGAUUUCGAUGGCUCCGCUUUUAACAAUCAGCUCGGAGGAGAUUUGUAUCCAGUCACAUGUUGCAAAGAAACCAUCGGCGUGUGCAAUACAGACGAAGCAUAUAAUUCGAUGAUUGAAGGCUGCUUUAAUAAGCUUCUGCAGCUGAUAGAGGAAAACGCUGGGAUCAUCGGAGCCGUGGCUCUAGGAAUCGCUGCUCUUGAGGUUGCUGCCAUGGUGGUAUCGAUGGUCCUCUUCAAGAAUAUUGGCGAGAAGGCGUGAUAUUUCCUGUUUGGGAUGAGAGAAUGACAUUCUAAUUGGUGGAGAAAUCGUACUUGGAGGCCUUAGUUUCAGAACUAUAUCUGUACACAUUUAUUCUGUAAUUUAUUUACGUUUUAAGAUGCAAACAUUGUAUGUGCUGAGCCAUACAGUUAGUAAUAUGUGACAAUGCACAGGGUAGAAAUAAGUUAUUUAUGUCUCUCACACUCACCGCAAGCUGUAAUAUAAUGAAUUUAUUUUUGUAUGUUUGAUCAAAAUGAAAUAAUAAAUAUCAGAAUAUCACCUUUUA